UCGCAGUACUCGACUGGUACCAGCAAGAGACCGAUGAUGCAGAGUCGUACACCCUCCAGCCUGCUGCCCUGGUCGCGUCGUCAUGAUGACGUAGCCACCCGCCGAGCAUCCGCGGUCCCUGCGCAAUAUCUACUCCAACCGGCCGCAUUCACACCCUCUCCCAAUUCCCCAGCGAGGGCAUUCCAUACCUGAAAUUCUGGCAACACAGCAUUCGCAGCCCACGAUUCCUCCCAAAUGGCCUCCAUAUCGAUAAGCGCCCCGGGCGCGAGCGGCUUCCUCUACAACAACCACAACUUGGGCACUGCCCGGCUUUGCAUCACCGCCGAGACGGCGGAUUUCGAUAACGAGACGAUCCGUGGGUGGGCGGACGAGGGGUUCGACGUGGUGUAUGUCCCCUACAACAAUGGCGGGAAGGAAUAUGAGGGUCGCUUGCGAUCCGUAAAGGAUGGAUUGGGCGUGGGGGAUAAUUAUGGGAUUAUCGCGUUCGGCGACGCCGCGUCCUUCUGUCUGGAUUACUACCUCAAAUCGACAAACUGCAGCCGUCUCGCAGCCCUAAUUGCAUAUUACCCCACCGUCAUCCCGGACCCGCGAUCGCGGUUCUCCUUCCAGGUGAAAGUGCUGAUGCAUCUGGCCGGCAAUACGGUGGACGUGGUGACGAUCCCGACCGUGAUCGGCCUGCAAGGAAAGCGACACCGCUCGACGAAGCGGAUCGAUCCUGGCAUCGGCACCGGAGAGAGACUGAAGAUCGGCUGGCCGGCGUUCACGUACGAGUCGGUGCAGCCGGGGUUCGCGGAGCACGAUCUGGAGGAGUAUGACCGGCUGGCGUCGGAUCUGGCGUGGAGUCGCACGCUGGAGACGCUGCGGAAGGCGUACGGGAAGGAUAGGGAUCUGGAAGGGAAAUGGGAGGAGGAACUGGAGGCUCGCUUCUUCUCCAUGAACCUCGCCUCAACCAUGGAGCCCUACGUCGGCCACCUCACCCCCAGCCUAACCUGCGUACCAACCAUGAGCGGCGCCAUCGGCACCCACGCGCUCCGUCGCUUCUACGAGCAGAACUUCCUCAGGAAACUCCCCCCAUCGAUGCGUCUGCGUCUGAUCUCCCGAACCGCCGGCGCGGACCGCAUCGUCGACGAGCUAUACGCAUCCUUCGAACACAGCCAGGAAGUCCCAUGGAUGCUCCCAGGCAUCCCCCCAACAAACCGCCACGUAGAAGUCAUCCUCGUCAGCAUCGUCAGCUUCCGCUCCGGUCGCCUAUACUCCGAGCACAUGUACUGGGACCAAGCCAGCGUGCUCGUCCAGCUCGGCCUCAUCGACCCGAAGCUCAUCCCCGAGGGAUCCCCAGAAGGCGUCGACCGCCUGCCCGUCAUCGGCCGCGAAGCCGCCCGCCGCAUCGUCGAAGAAGACCCCGAGGCCGAAGGCCGAGACUACCAUAACAAACUGAUCCGACGCGCCAAAGCCAAGAGCAAAGGCAAGACUAAGCAGGUCGAGGAGUCCGGGACGGAGAUCGCCAAAAGCGAUACCGAGAAGCCGUUGCCCGCGAUCGGGAACAAGGGGGGAGAAUGAUGGAGAUGGCGAGGAAGAUGAAGAAGACCAGGGCGUGCCCACGCCCCCCAAGACACCCCCGAAGAAGCUCCGGAAGAAUAAGGCGGAACAGGCCACCGUCGAGGAGGCGGCCAGUGAUGCGUGAUAUGUAAUGCGUAAUGCAAUCCAUUGAUGUAUACCCUUUUUUGCGUGUGUGCGUGCCUGCGUUGCAUAUGUAUGUAUUUACUCAUUCAUCAGUAUGAUAACUAGUUUCUGUGUUCUGCGUGCCGGUAUAAAUUUCAUCAUCAUCAGCUAGUA
Aspergillus heteromorphus CBS 117.55 is the source of this 1836-nucleotide messenger RNA. Its product is annotated as dienelactone hydrolase. NCBI's taxonomy places the organism in Eukaryota, Fungi, Ascomycota, Eurotiomycetes, Eurotiales, Aspergillaceae. Gene Ontology annotation, biological process: polyketide metabolic process. The record is from RefSeq and is a predicted model, not a curated record. Bases 235 to 1560 code for a protein of 441 amino acids. The transcript is spliced from 4 exons.